Molecule: messenger RNA, 2112 nt
Organism: Peronospora farinosa
Lineage: Eukaryota; Oomycota; Peronosporomycetes; Peronosporales; Peronosporaceae
Source: the annotation of a GenBank genome assembly
AUGAGCAAAUAUUCCCAUCUACUGCAGCCUUUGGAUUUAGGCUUUACGCAACUAAAGAACCGCGUAAUAAUGGGUUCAAUGCAUACGGGACUUGAAGAAGGCAAAUCGCUUACUCGACUUGCUGCUUUCUUUGCUGAAAGAGCCAAGGGAAAUGUCGGUUUGAUUGUAACCGGUGGUAUUGCACCUAAUCGUGCUGGUCGUGUCAGUCCUUUGGCUGCUAAAUUGACAACACAUCGAGAAGUAAAUGCACACAAGGAAGUGACACAAGCGGUACAUGACAAUGACGGCAAGAUUGCAAUGCAGAUUCUACACAGUGGACGCUACGGGUAUCACCCGUUCACUGUGGCUCCAUCUCCUAUCAAGGCACCCAUUGGUUGGUUCACACCAACGGAACUAUCGAGUUCUGCAGUUGAAAGAACGAUUCAGGAUUAUGCCAAUUGUGCUGCACUUGCACGUGAAGCAGGAUAUGACGGGGUGGAGAUUAUGGGGUCAGAGGGAUAUCUUAUCAACCAAUUUAUUGUCAAACACACGAACAAACGCAACGAUGAAUGGGGUGGACCUUACGAAAACCGCAUUCGUUUUCCAAUUGAAAUUGUCAAAGCUGUGCGUGCUGCAGUAGGCAGAGACUUCAUCAUUAUCUUUCGUUUAUCGAUGCUGGAUCUGAUCGAAAAGGGCAGUACGUGGGACGAGAUUGUGAUGCUUGCCAAGCAAAUUGAGGCUGCAGGUGCAACAAUUAUCAAUACAGGUAUUGGUUGGCAUGAAGCACGUAUCCCAACGAUCAUAACGAGUGUACCCCGUGGCGGGUUUUCGUGGGUUACUCAAAAGAUGAAAGGCGAAGUUUCAAUUCCUCUUAUUACGACAAACCGCAUCAAUAUGCCCGAUACUGCAGAGCUGAUCAUUUCGGAGGGCAGGGCAGAUAUGGUGUCAAUGGCGCGGCCAUUUCUCGCCGAUCCGGAAUUCUUACGCAAGACUGAAGAAGGCCGAGUGGACGAGAUCAACACGUGCAUAGGUUGUAAUCAAGCUUGCCUGGAUCACACGUUCAAGGGAAUCACAGCAAGCUGCUUUGUGAACCCGCGCUCGGGCUAUGAGACUUUGCUGAAGUAUACUCCGACGAAUGAUGUUCAGCGUGUGGCCGUCGUGGGGUCUGGGCCUGCUGGCUUGUCAUUUUCAACUACAGCGGCAUUGCGCGGUCAUGAGGUGACUUUAUUCGACGAAGCCGAUGUCAUAGGUGGUCAGUUUAAUAUGGCCAAAAUUAUUCCUGGCAAGGAGGAAUUCUAUGAGACCCUUCGCUACUUUGAAAAGCAGUUGAAGCUGAAAGGCGUAAGUGUAAAACUUGGACGACGUGUGGACGCCGCAGAUCUGGUAACUGGAGCGUUCGACAAAGUUGUGAUAGCAACGGGUGUUGUGCCACGUUCCCUUAACAUUCCAGGUGCGGACCACCCAAAGGUCCUAAGCUAUAUUGACGUCCUCAAGAACAAGGUGUCCGUGGGAAAAAAGGUGGCCAUCAUUGGUGCAGGCGGCAUUGGCUUCGAUGUGGCCGAGUUUCUGACUCACGAGGGCGAGUCUGCGAGCUCAAGCGUAGACGCCUUCGCUCGCGAGUGGGGCAUUGACACAAACAACUCCGUCCGUGGUGGUGUCGCUGGCAUCAAGCCCAGCAUCCCACUACCAGCACGCGAGGUCUACCUGAUGCAGCGGAAGAGCACAAAGCACGGAAAGGACCUUGGCAAGACCACGGGCUGGGUCCACAGGCUUUCACUUAAGCAUCGUGAUGUGAAGAUGAUUGGUGGUGUAACGUACGACAAGGUGGAUGAUGCGGGGCUCCACUACACUGAUCAGAAGGGUAAGAGGCAGGUGCUGGACGUGGAACAUGUGCUCGUUUGUGCUGGCCAAGUGCCGCUGCGCGAGCUUGAGAAGCCGCUGCAGGAGAGGGGCGUCACGGUAUUUCGCAUUGGUGGUGCCGAUGAGGCUGGCGAGCUAGAUGCAAAGCGCGCAAUCGACCAAGGUGCCCGUCUGGCAGCAACGAUUGAGACUGCAACGCCUGGUGACCCAUUGAAGGCUGCAUCUACUUUGUCGGCAAAAUUUAUCGAGUUUAUUACAGGUUUUCAGAAGUAA